Myxocyprinus asiaticus (Chinese sucker) is the source of this 1491-nucleotide messenger RNA. RefSeq names its product retinal homeobox protein Rx3-like. Gene Ontology annotation, biological process: positive regulation of transcription by RNA polymerase II. The transcript has 3 exons. The record is from RefSeq and is a predicted model, not a curated record. NCBI's taxonomy places the organism in Eukaryota, Metazoa, Chordata, Actinopteri, Cypriniformes, Catostomidae. The coding region runs from base 196 to 1104 and encodes 302 amino acids. Gene Ontology annotation, molecular function: DNA-binding transcription factor activity, RNA polymerase II-specific; RNA polymerase II cis-regulatory region sequence-specific DNA binding.
CUGGAGAAAGUUGCAUCACUUGCCUCUGCUGUGACAAAAUUGGAAAUAGAAUCUUUUUCCAGCAUAAGAGGAAAUAUAGGAGUGUUAAUAUUGGCAAUAGAAAAUCAGAAGAAAUCUUUCUUUAGAGAAAAGUGAGACUUUUCAUACUUUACUACGUUUUUGUUUUUUUUUUAUCUUUUUGAAACAAAACGUUCGAUGCGGCUUGUCGGAUCUCAGUUUCAAGACAUGGAAGAGCGUCUCUCACCAUCUGCGCGUUUAGUCCGCAGUCCCGCAUCCCAGACGAGAAUCCACAGCAUUGAAUCCAUUUUGGGAUUUAAAGGAGAAAGUAUGUUCCACUCGGCGUUUUCCUACAGAUCAGGAAGACCCGUUAAAGACACUGAACUGUCAACUACCGGCGUUUUUUCGUCCCCCAAAAAGGACCCUAAUAACUCCAAAAACUUUGAAGGUGUCUGUAGAUCCGGUGCCGUGGUCAGUCCAGAUCUGCCAGACGGAGAUGGCAAAUUAUCGGACGAUGAAAAUCCCAAGAAAAAGCACCGGCGGAACCGGACCACGUUCACCACCUUUCAGCUGCACGAGCUCGAGAGGGCGUUUGAGAAGUCGCAUUAUCCCGACGUUUAUAGUAGAGAGGAGCUCGCGCUCAAGGUCAAUCUGCCAGAGGUCCGGGUUCAGGUGUGGUUCCAAAACCGUCGUGCUAAGUGGCGACGUCAAGAGAAACUGGAGGUGAGCUCCAUCAAGCUGCAGGAAUCCUCAAUGCUCUCCAUCCCCAGAUCUGGUCCACUGUCUCUGGGUAGUGGUCUCCAGUUGGAGCCCUGGCUCACCACAUCUAUUUCCUCCUCCACCUCACCUCUGCAAUCCCUACCCAGCUUCAUCACCCCCCAACAGGGUGUAUCAGCCAACUACACCCCUCCACAGUUCCUCAGCUCAUCCACGCUCAACCAUUCUCUGCCCCAUAUCGAGGCUGUGUGCCCCCCUCCAGCCGCGUAUCAGUGCUCUGGGUUUAUGGAUAAAUUUACACUGGAAGAGGCAGACCCACGAAACACAAGCAUCGCAUCACUCAGAAUGAAAGCUAAAGAACACAUCCAGUCUAUAGGGAAGACAUGGUAGAAUAAGACUGAUGCAGGGGGACUGAGACAAUCAGAGACUUUGGAAAAUAUGGUGCGUGUCCUGUAACUUGCUGUAUAAAAGAUAUUGGGGCCGUCAUUCAAGAAUCAAGGAGAAGUGCUCCUGAGAUCUAUUUGUGGUUAAGAAAUCUCCCUGAGUUGUUCAUUGUGGAUGACAAUCUUUGUAAAAGAAAUGAAUUGGGAUUUGUGUACAAGUUUUAUUUUCAUCAUGAGUUGAUUUCAAAGAGUGAAGUGAUAAUCUUCUCUGUAAAUUCUAAUAGACAAUCAGACUCUUUAUUGUGACCACAAAAAGUGUACAGGAUUUAAAGAUGUGUAAAAGAAAUCAUGUUUACAUCAUAACGCAAGCAUUUUUUUUUUAUUUGAACACCUG